Messenger RNA from Clonostachys solani, 2256 nucleotides. The record is from the annotation of a GenBank genome assembly. Lineage: Eukaryota; Fungi; Ascomycota; Sordariomycetes; Hypocreales; Bionectriaceae.
AUGCUGGUCGGGGACAUUCAAUCCACCCUUCUUGUCCUCAUCAAGCUGGGCGUUGAGCUGAAGGCGCGGCUGGAUGCACUCAAUCAAGCCGCCGAAGAUCUCCAGCUUCUGACCACGAAUUUGAGGCUUUUACUGAUUGUUUUCGAAAACCCUGCUGAUGAAAGCGUCCUGAAGGAACAUGUCUCAGAGUUUGUGGCAAUCUUGGACAUUUUAGAGAGCAUCGCUAAGUCUUGCGCAAAAUGCGCCAAGGUUCUAGAUAUGGACCCAUCUGGGCAGACGGCUGCGGAUGGAAGCCAGGAGGCAUUUGGUAGGAAAUUGAUACGUCGAGUAUGGAUUGUGAAACGAGUUUCGGGGCUUCUGACGGAGAUUCAGCGCAAGGCGGAGCAGCUUCAGAAAAUCCACAGCGCUGUGUCGGUUGUGAUUUUACAGGACAUCAGAACUAAUCAAGAGCGGCCUCCUACAGCGGUGGGCAGCUCUGGAUACUCGACUCUCAUGGCGCGAGACUACAACCAAGCCAAUGGCCUGGAUUUCAGUACCAACUUUGCGAGCAUUGACAUCAUUUUGGGUAACCUUAUGAACGAGUGCAAGAGCCUUCGACAACAGCUUGAGGACAGUAUUGUCCAUCCUGAUACUUCUGCCAUCGAGCAUUAUGAGAAAACAAAUCCAGAAGGAAUGGCUUUCUGGAAAAACAAGUUUCAGAAGAAGGAUUUGAGUGCCUCCAGCUUCCGUUACGAGAUGUUGUACGUUUCAUGGGCACGCUUCGUACGCGAAAUAGAAUCAUCCUUUGUUCUGAACAAUAUCCCAACUGGAAUUUGGGAAACGCCAACUAUCGACAUUGUUCGAGGACUUGGCCAUCGUUAUCACAUCGACCACUAUGGCACGCGCCGCCUCUCUACAAUCAGACCACUAUGGCUCCCGGCUCUUCAGUCAAUACUUGACCCUCUAUGUAAGGGUUAUGUCAAGCCGCAAGACUACUUUGGCCUUCUUCAAAGCUCGUCGUUGUCGGAGACGCUGAGAAAACUCGUCCUUGAGAACGCAGGACUUGGAGUGCUGGUCGAAUGUGAGAGGGAAUCAGGCGAUAUCGCUCUACCUGCAUCUAUAGAAUCCCCUUUAGGCCAUGUAGGCUGGAUAUCUGCUCAAAUUGUGGCGGUUCCAACGCCGACAGAAAUGGGGAUCACGACUGAAGACGAAGUUAUAAACGCAGGUAGUGAAAGUUUCAUUUCUUGCUUUAAUGACACGGCUCGCGAUAUUUACAUCCACGUUCGCUACUUACAAACGGGCCAAAUAGAGCAGAAAAGUCUGCUAAAGAAGACACGGCCAGUUGGGGGCAUCUACAUCGGCGCUCCAAUAUCCAUUCGAUGCGAGCUGGAACCGGGAAAAUAUGGGUGGAGCUCGGAUACUCACAUCGCAGAGUUCAAGGCCUGUUUUGGCGGAAGAUAUCGUAUCACGGCUGGAGCUGGAGCCAAUACACACGCAUUUUCGGCGACUCCUAUUAAGGCUUCAUUCGAUGGAAUGCUACAGAGUGACGCGCACUCCGAUGCUCCAACACCACAGCUGGAAUUUAUCUUAUUGGGACCGUCAAAGGUUUUCUACCAAGCUCCAAAAAUUGGCGAAAAAGUCGAAUAUGAUGGCCUUUGGUAUGAUUCGAGAGUUACGCUAGUGGACGAAGACGAGAUCGAGUUUGUCGACUGGGACCAGAUCGCACCGCGAGCUGAGCCUGACACUCCCAUUGAAGAUAGAAGAAGCGAUAGUAGUGACGAUCAUGGCGGUUUGUUUUCGGAGGAGAUGUUGGAAAGGCUCGGAAAAGGCACCCGAAGACUAUGGCGACCAUGGAAAAGAGACAUUACCAAAUAUGAUGUUCGACCGUUUCGCUGUUUACACAUCGGGGACUCUAUCAACGCACCCCUAUAUAUGCCGGCGCGUAUUGUUGACGUGCAAGGCGAUCAGUAUGUGGUCGAAUUCAGCCCGGCAGUAUCCGCCUACGCGUGGUGGCCAGGGCGCUUAGAGAAGGGCACAUCAAUAGAGUUAAUACCGGGGUCAGGUAUACACGCGGACAACCCGUACGAACUCAACCGCGCGACCUUGGCCAUGAACCUGGUCCGCCCUUUGUCCACCGGCCCGCGGCCAGUUUUGGGCAUGCAGUCUGGGAAGCCGCCUAGAUGGAGUUCGUUUCAAGGUGUACAACUUGGCAACCUGGAGGAGUUGCUGGAACAGAGUCUCUGGAAUGAUGGGGGUCAUUCAAGCCGUGAUAUGUAA